Molecule: messenger RNA, 1737 nt
Organism: Aureobasidium namibiae CBS 147.97
Lineage: Eukaryota; Fungi; Ascomycota; Dothideomycetes; Dothideales; Saccotheciaceae
Exons: 2
Coding region: 1-1737 (578 amino acids)
Source: RefSeq, a predicted model, not a curated record
AUGGAACCCAGAGUCAUUUCAGUCCCCAACGAGACUGUAGCCUCUUUCUCGCGUACCACGUGCGAUGGAAGACAUCUGCUCUACAAGCUCAAGGUUCUCCAACAGCCAGAGCGUGCUCGCGCUUGUGGUUCUGGCGCCAAGUCUUCUGCCGACCGUCGUCCUGUCGACCCUCCUCCAAUCGUCGAGCUCCGUAUCUUUGAUGGCGAGGAGCACAAAGACAAUGAUAUCACCUUCGCCAUGAACGCAAACUACUUCUUGUUUGCGACUCUGGAACAGGCCCGUCCAAUCGCCCAGGGCCGUGUCCCUAACGACCCUGCCCGCUUGACCGUCUUGACCGGCACUCCGGUCGCUGGCAUGGUUUACCUGGAUCGCCCUGAUCAAGCUGGAUACUUUAUCUUCCCUGAUCUUUCUGUCCGUCACGAGGGAAAGUACAGACUGGGCUUCAGCCUGUACGAGGAGUUGAAGGACCCCAAGGAUGCAGACCAGCUGGACGAGGCAGCUGCAGCCGCCGCUGCUCAGGGAGAAGCACAGAUCACCCAUCGCCUGGAAGUCAAGUCGCAGCCUUUCACUGUCUACAGUGCCAAGAAAUUUCCGGGACUUGCUUCCAGCACCCAGCUCAGCCGCACCGUGGCUGACCAAGGAUGUCGUGUCCGCAUUAGACGUGAAGUUCGCAUGCGUAGACGUGAGAAGGGCAAGGACUUUGACGGCUACUCGGACCGUGGUAGACAUUCGGCCACCCCUGACGUCUACCAAUCUCAUCUGGCUGGAGCCCACCCCGGCGCUGAAGCCGCAGACCGCGAAAGGUCGGCCAGUAUUGCCAGCCACGCAUCGCUUGCCGCUGCUCCCUCGUCUCGCCGUCCAUCUGGACAUGACAUGUGCCAGGUAUACCCUCAGCCUGCAUACCCUCCUCAGGCCGUCGCUCAGCACCCUGGAGCUCAGCCGACCGCCCCUGCACAGCCUCAGUACUCGCAAACCCCUACUCAUCAGUACGCUGCACCAUACGCGCAGCAGCAGGCUCAAAUGCAGCCCCCACCCAUGCAGCCUCCUCAGCCCCAGAUGCACUACGGACAAUAUCAGUAUACCCAGGCUGCAGCACCUGCUCCUGCCCACCAGCACGCCGCCUACUACGCUUAUGGACACCCAGCUCAACAGCAUGCUCAGUACGAGGAACCAGCUGUUGCAAGAACCAUGAGUGUUGACUACUCUCACGGAGCCCCUGCUCCUGUUCCUGCCGAUGUUCGCCGUCACUCGAUGAUCCAGACACCUUCGUAUCCUCACAGCAGCCAGCCUCAGGCAUACUCAUCCCAAUACCACCAACCUGCUUACACACCCCAGCAGACGCCUAAGAUGAGACAGAUGAGCCAGGUUUCUGCAGCUGGUGCAUCGGCAGUUGCACCCCAUGUGCUGCCUCCAAUCAACACAUCGCUGGUUGCUCAAACCAAGCUCGAGAUCUCACCACCAUCCAGUGCAGUGUCGCAGAGCCACUACUAUGACAUGGCUAGAAGCUCAGAAAACGGACAGGUCAACGGCAAGCGCUCGUACGAUCGUGUCUUUGACACACGUCACCUGAACGGACCAUUGAGACAGGGCGCCAGACCAUCAGUAUCGGGCUACGGUCAUAUCGUGGCGGAUGACGGAAACGACAGCGAAGUCGCAGAGUUGGAGAGCUUGAAGAUGAGCUACAGACGCGCAGAUGGACGCGAAAUUGCUCGCCCUCUUCCCCCCAGCCAUGACUAA